Fonsecaea multimorphosa CBS 102226 is the source of this 1440-nucleotide messenger RNA. RefSeq lists its product as uncharacterized. NCBI's taxonomy places the organism in Eukaryota, Fungi, Ascomycota, Eurotiomycetes, Chaetothyriales, Herpotrichiellaceae. Gene Ontology annotation, molecular function: metallodipeptidase activity. The coding region runs from base 1 to 1440 and encodes 479 amino acids. The record is from RefSeq and is a predicted model, not a curated record. Gene Ontology annotation, biological process: proteolysis. The transcript has 4 exons.
AUGGCACCGCAGCUAGAGCCUUAUUUCAAGAAAGUGGAUGAACUCGCCGACUCCUUCAUUGACCGACUGCGAAAGGCCGUGGCUAUCCCCUCCGUAUCAGCAGAUGAGGAAAGAAGAAAAGAUGUCGUCCGAAUGGGACAAUUUCUGGCUUCUGAGCUCGAAGCCCUGGGAGCGGAGGUGCAACAACGCCCGCUAGGAAAACAGCCAGGCAAGGAACACCUCGACCUUCCUCCAGUUGUCAUUGCCCGCUACGGAAACGACAAGAACAAGCGCACCAUUUUGGUCUACGGACAUUAUGAUGUACAACCCGCGCUUAUUGAGGACGGGUGGGCCACAAAGCCCUUCGAGUUGACCAUCGACGACAAAGGUCGCAUGUACGGGCGUGGCAGCACUGACGACAAGGGACCCGUGUUAGGCUGGCUGAACGCUAUCGAAGCGCACCAGAAGGCAGGUGUCGACUUCCCCGUCAAUCUGCUCUGCUGUUUCGAGGGUAUGGAAGAGUACGGCUCCGAAGGGCUCGACGACUUCAUCAACGCCGAAGCCAAGAAGUUCUUCAAGGACGCCGACGCCGUCUGCAUCUCCGAUAACUACUGGCUGGGAACAGAGAAACCUUGUCUUACCUACGGCCUGCGAGGAUGCAACUACUACUCCAUCGCCAUCUCCGGACCAGGACAGGACCUCCAUUCCGGAGUGUUCGGCGGCACGGCCCAAGAGCCCAUGACCGACCUGGCGCUCAUUCUAAGCAAGCUCGUCGAUAACCGCGGGAAGAUCCUGAUCCCCGGCAUCAACGAGAUGGUCGCUCCGCUCACCGAGGAGGAAAAGGCCCUCUACGGCCCUAUCGCCUACACCAUGGACAAUCUGUACGAAUCCCUAGGCUCUCAGACGGCCAUCUUCUCCGACAAGGAAAACACGCUGAUGGCCCGCUGGCGCUAUCCUUCACUCUCGAUCCACGGCGUCGAGGGCGCCUUCGCUGCCCCGGGAGCCAAAACGGUCAUCCCCGCCAAAGUCAUUGGCAAGUUCUCCAUCCGCACCGUGCCGGACAUGGAGUCGGCAAAGGUCAAUGAGUGCGUCUACAAGUACAUCCGCGACGAGUUCGCCAAGCUCAACUCGAAAAACACCCUGGACGUCUACUGCCAGCACGAGGGUAAAUGGUGGGUCGCUUCUCCAAAGCACUGGAACUUUUCCGCCGCCUCCAAGGCCGUCAAGGAGGUCUUUGGUGUGGAGCCCGACAUGACUAGGGAAGGAGGCUCGAUCCCCGUCACCAUCACCUUCGAGCAGGCCACGGGGAAGAACGUGCUCUUGUUGCCCAUGGGCAGUUCCACCGACGCGGCGCACAGUAUCAAUGAGAAGCUGGAUCGGAGGAACUACAUCGAGGGAACGAAGCUCCUAGGCGCAUAUCUGCACUAUGUGGCCGAAGAGCCCAUGGUUGAGGCAAAGUAA